CAAGUCUUAUGUUAUUUUAGAAUUAAUGUUUUCUUUAUCCAUUUAAGUAAAAGUAAGUAGGAAGACAAUAGUGACAAGGAGCAAGGAAUUAGAGGCUAGGUUAAGGCUAUGACUAGGCAGCCGUAAAAGAAAGGAAGAGGUGAGGUGGCAGAAGAGAAAGUAGAAAGACCUAGAGGUAAUUUCAAAGCUUUUCUUCUGAACCACCUGUAAAGUUCUCAUGGUGAUUCUAACUGCUUUCAACUCAGCAAGUUGCAUUAAAACCAAAAGUCAAAGCAAAACACAAAACUGUCAGAUUUGUGUAGAAAAAUCCUAAUUUUUCCACAGUAGUGAAAUGGACAUGAUUUAGAAGUUUUCCUCUCUCUCUCUCUUUUUAAGUAGCAAAACAAGGAAAUUUCCUUAGGGAGACAGAAAUCAGACAAAUAGGGUUGGCUCUGGUGAAAGCUGGAAAUGUACUCGCAAGAAAAAGCAAUGGAGUAAGCCUCAAACUAUUUAGCCUAUUUCCUCAGACAAGUGUCGUUUCUCUGGCCAUCAAACAGUUGACAAUUACAGAGUCACACUGGCUCCACUGGGGACCCCAGGGGCUCAGAAAUGAGUAUAAGAGGUCUGGUAGCUGAGUCAUUCACCAAAUUCAGAGCUCCCUGUGCUGUGGACUUUAAAGGUUAAACAUCUCUCACUUUCUCUGUUAAUUAAAAACAAGGACAGGGAAGCAGGGAGGGAGGUCACCUGUUAGGAUAGGGCUUUGAGGAAUCCUAACUAGUCAGCCCUGGUUGUGGCAGCUACUGUGACUCCCAGAAUGAGACUCCUAAGUGGCAGAGACCCCCCAAAAAGCACCGAAGCAGAAGCAAGAGGGUCUCUGAAUCCAGGAAUAUCCCAUUAUUUGGCAGGUUUCCCUCACCCUCUGCUGGGAUUAGCCUGUUAGACAAUCCCAGAAUAGCUCUCAACCCAGCUACAUCCCUGGCAUGCAGUGCUUGAUGCUAUAUUUUGGGUUUGGUUAUGUCAGUUGUACCAUGUUGCCUUCCAGAACCAUCCCUUCGGGAGAGGAGCUGCCCAUCAAUUUUCCAGAGGAAAAAGAAAACAGGGAGUCAACCAAGAUGGACACUGAAGCAGCAGCAGCAGCAGCAGCAGCAGCAGCAGCAGCAGCAGCAGCAGCAGCGGCGGCGGCAUGGCUCAAAGGGCCGUGACUCAACAGGACACAGGCGUGAGCGGGUGUUAAAGGAGCCUGCGUCUCAGGAGAGGAAUCAAGGCCUUAGGUCGGAGGACAGCAGCUUACAUUACGCAGACAUUCAAGUGUGCAGCCGGACUCAGGCACGCUCUGCCCAGGAAGUGAAGCACCUGCAGUUACAAAAUGCUACAGAGUAUGCCACACUUUGCUUCCCCCAGGCCACACCCUGCUAUGACAGCAAGAACAGGACCCUAGUGUGAGCCUUGGGGUGGAAGGACCAGUUUCCAUCAUUUCACCACUCUCCUGUGGGAGAAUCUAUUACCCAGCGAUGGCAGCCACAUUUUAAGCUUAAAGAAUUCAAGAGCCGCUGGAAUUGUGUAUCUCCUGUCUUGCUCUCUCGCCUAGACCUAUCCCUUAUUUGCCGCCAUUAAAUUGGAGUUGUAUUUGGGUUAGCUAGGGGUGGAUGGAGUUGCGCAAAAUGAGGGAUAGGCUGAGUAUGCAGGAAGGUCGAUAUGUGACCCCUACCUUUACCCCCGCUCUUAAGUGCAGAAAGAACAGGUUACCCCUUAAACACUUGAGCUGAUCUUGUUGAACUUAUUCUAAGGGUAUCCCUUUUACAUAGCUUAAACUCCAAAGCUGAAGAAGGGGUGCACAGAAAAAGCAUCCUGAGCUUUUGUACACAGCCCCCAGGCCUGGCUUGGGCCGUUUCCUCAGUGGCUGGGUCAAGGGUCCCCGACCUAAACAGAUUAAUGAGGGCAGGGGCUGAGGCAUGGAGGAAACAUUCUCAGACCAUCGGUUACAAGGACUUUUAAGUCACUGAUACUGACUGACAGCACUGUGUGACCGGGAAACUCCCCUGGGUGGGACUGUUGGCCCUCACAGGUGCGGAGCGGCUAGGAUCAAUAAAUCGCACGUGGA
This is a messenger RNA of Hipposideros armiger (great roundleaf bat), 2080 nucleotides long. It is a transcript of the gene CUNH11orf52, whose product is annotated as chromosome unknown C11orf52 homolog. Gene Ontology annotation, cellular component: extracellular exosome. Bases 994 to 1422 code for a protein of 142 amino acids. The transcript has 4 exons. The record is from RefSeq and is a predicted model, not a curated record. NCBI's taxonomy places the organism in Eukaryota, Metazoa, Chordata, Mammalia, Chiroptera, Hipposideridae.